Molecule: messenger RNA, 1284 nt
Organism: Cyclopterus lumpus (lumpfish)
Lineage: Eukaryota; Metazoa; Chordata; Actinopteri; Perciformes; Cyclopteridae
Product: retinal dehydrogenase 1-like
Exons: 11
Coding region: 16-1284 (422 amino acids)
Molecular function (GO): benzaldehyde dehydrogenase (NAD+) activity
Source: RefSeq, a predicted model, not a curated record
UCUCCAUGGCGAUCCAUGGAUGCCUCAGACCGAGGCCUUCUACUUAACAAACUUGCUGACUUAGUAGAGAGAGACCGUCUACUACUGGCAACACUUGAGGCUCUGGACUCUGGCAAGGUAUUUCUCAUGGCAUAUUUUGUAGAUCUAAUAGCCACAGUCAAAACCUUGAGAUAUUAUGGUGGCUGGGCAGACAAGAUUCAAGGCAAAACCAUUCCCGUGGAUGGAGAGUAUUUUACUUACACACGCCAUGAACCCAUUGGGGUGUGUGGCCAGAUCAUUCCUUGGAACUUCCCAGUGAUGAUGUUCGCGUGGAAAAUUGCUCCUGCUCUGUGCUGUGGGAAUACUGUAGUCAUCAAACCUGCAGAACAGACCCCAUUAUCAGCCCUGCACAUGGCUGCGCUCAUCAAAGAGGCUGGGUUUCCUCCAGGAGUGGUGAACGUGGUGCCAGGUUAUGGUGAGACAGCAGGCAGCGCCAUUUCCCACCACAUGGAUAUCGACAAAGUAGCCUUCACCGGAUCUACUGAUGUUGGGAAACUCAUUCAGAAGGCUGCGGGUGACAGCAACCUGAAAAGAGUUACACUAGAACUCGGUGGAAAAAACCCAAACAUUGUCUUUGCUGACUGUGACUUAGAGUACGCAGUGGAACAGGCCCACAGUGGCCUGUUCUUUAACCAGGGCCAGUGCUGUCUGGCUGGAUCCAGGGUGUUUGUAGAGGAACCGAUCUAUGAAGAGUUUGUCCACCGCAGUGUGGAGAAGGCCAGAUCUAAAGUCCUGGGGAACCCAUUGCUGCCAGGGGUUGAACAGGGACCACAGAUUGACCAGAAGCAUUUUGAUAAGAUAAUGGAGCUGAUAGAGAGCGGGAAGAGGGAGGGAGCCACGCUGGAGUGUGGGGGAUCCGCAUGGGAUCAGCAGGGACUUUUCAUCCAACCCACCGUCUUCUCAAAUGUCACAGACGACAUGCGCAUCGCUGAAGAAGAGAUUUUUGGUCCAGUGCAACAGAUCAUGUGUUUCCGUGGCACUCAUGAAGUCAUCCACAGAGCCAACGCCACACACUACGGCCUAGCAGCAGGAGUGUUUACUAACGACAUCGACAAAGCUCUCACAGUCUCUUCUGCUUUGCAGGCUGGAAUGGUCUGGGUGAACUGCUACAAUGCCAUGAGUGCUCAGUGUCCUUUUGGUGGCUUCAAGAUGUCUGGGAACGGGAGGGAACUGGGGGAAUAUGCUCUUCAGGAGUACACAGAAGUCAAGGCCGUCACCAUCAAAAUCUCACAAAAGAACUCAUAA